This is a messenger RNA of Haliaeetus leucocephalus (bald eagle), 2622 nucleotides long. RefSeq names its product lysyl oxidase-like 3 (gene LOXL3). Gene Ontology annotation, cellular component: membrane. The record is from RefSeq and is a predicted model, not a curated record. Lineage: Eukaryota; Metazoa; Chordata; Aves; Accipitriformes; Accipitridae. Gene Ontology annotation, biological process: peptidyl-lysine oxidation; inflammatory response. Gene Ontology annotation, molecular function: protein-lysine 6-oxidase activity; copper ion binding.
AUGCGGCACAGCACGGCGGAGGCUGGCCGGUGGCUCUGGCAGGAGCCCCAGUCCAAGACUGUCCCUGGCCGGAGCAGGCAGCUGGUAGCAGGAUGGCUGGGGCACUGGGGCAGACUGUACCAGGAGAGGACUUUUUUCCUCCUCCAGACACGGUUUUGCUUUGAAAAGCAUGUGAUCCUCACCAGAAAGCCCACUAUGGUGACUUCCCUAUUGUAACCACAUUUUAGUUCCAGCAGUCAAGCUGUCAUGGGAAGCUGCGGCACUUGGGCAUGGCAGGAGCUGCUGGUGCUGCUGAGCAGUGUGUGGCUGUGGGAGGGCAGUAGCCAGCCCACCCCCCCAGGCUCCACGCACACCCCCGGACCCCAGCUGAAGUUUCGCCUGGCUGGCUACCCGCGCAAGCACAACGAGGGACGCAUUGAGGUCUUCUACAACGAUGAGUGGGGCACCAUCUGCGACGAUGACUUCACACUGGCCAACGCGCAUGUGCUGUGCCGGCACCUUGGCUUUGUGGCUGCCACUGGCUGGGCCCACAGCGCCAAGUAUGGCAAAGGCAUUGGGCGGAUCUGGCUGGACAACGUGAAUUGUGUCGGAGGCGAGAAGAGCAUUGGGGACUGCAAACACCGGGGCUGGGGGAACAGCGACUGCAGCCAUGAGGAAGAUGCGGGUGUCAUCUGCAAGGACGAGCGCAUCCCAGGCUUCAAGGACUCCAACGUCAUCGAGACCGAGCAGAGCCAUGUGGAGGAGGUCCGCUUGCGACCGGUGGUGUCCGGGGCCCGGAGGCAGCUGCCGGUGACGGAGGGCAUUGUGGAGGUGCGCUACAAGGAUGGCUGGGCACAGAUCUGCGACGAGGGCUGGGACAGCCAGAACAGCCAUGUCGUCUGCGGCAUGAUGGGCUUCCCUGCUGAGAAGAAGGUCAACAGGAACUUCUACAAGAGGUUGAAGCGCACAGCCAGGAUGAAGGGCCAGACCCUGAGGCCAGGCAGCAGGCUGGCCUCCAAAUCUCAGCCUAAACAAAAGCGUGGGGAGGACGUAGGGUCCAAGAAGAGGCUGUUCACGGAGCGGCAGCAGCUCAACUACCGCCUGCACUCUGUGUCCUGCACGGGGACAGAGGUGCACCUCUCCAUGUGUGCCUUCGAGUUCUACCGGGGCAACGCCUCGGCCACCUGCAGGGCUGGCAUGCCCGCUGUCGUCAGCUGUGUGCCCGGGCCCCUCUUUGCCACUGGCAAUGCCCACAAGAAGAAGCAGCGCCAACAGCAGCAGAGCCAGCCACGGAUCCGGCUAAAGGGUGGCGCGAAGGUCGGCGAGGGCCGUGUUGAGGUGCUCAAGAGCAGCGAGUGGGGCACCAUCUGUGACGACCGUUGGAACCUGCUGUCAGCCAGCGUGGUGUGCCGUGAGCUGGGCUUCGGCAGCGCCAGGGAGGCCCUCACCGGGGCACGCAUGGGCCAAGGGACGGGGCCCAUCCACAUGAAUGAGGUGCAGUGCCUGGGCACUGAGAAGACCCUCUGGAGCUGCCCCUUCAAGAACAUCACGCAGGAGGACUGCAAGCACACGGAGGACGCAGCCGUUCGCUGCAACAUCCCCUACAUGGGCUACGAGACUCUGAUUCGGCUGAGCGGGGGCCGGAGCCGCUUUGAGGGGCGGGUCGAGGUGGCGGUGGGGGCUGGCGAUGGGGACCAGCCCCGCUGGGGUCUGGUCUGCGGCGAAGGCUGGGGUACGCUGGAGGCGAUGGUGGCCUGUCGCCAGCUGGGUCUGGGAUUCGCUAACCACGGCUUACAAGAGACGUGGUACUGGGACGCCAGCAAUGUGACGGAGAUGGUGCUGAGCGGGGUGAAGUGCGCUGGCCAUGAGAUGUCCCUGAGCCACUGCCAGCACCACGGCACCAGCCUGAACUGCAGGAACACGGGCACACGCUUCGCUGCAGGUGUCAUCUGCUCUGAGACCGCCUCCGACCUACUGCUGCACGCCCCGCUGGUGCAGGAGACGGCGUACAUCGAGGACCGGCCGCUGCACAUGCUGUACUGUGCCGCCGAGGAGAACUGCCUCUCCAGUUCGGCCCGCCUGGCAAACUGGCCCUAUGGGCACCGUCGCCUGCUCCGCUUCUCCUCCCAGAUCCACAACAAUGGUCGCGCUGACUUCCGCCCCAAGGCUGGCCGGCACUCCUGGGUCUGGCACGAGUGCCACCGGCACUACCACAGCAUGGAUAUCUUCACCCACUAUGACAUCCUGACCCCCAACGGCACCAAGGUGGCGGAGGGACACAAGGCCAGCUUCUGCCUCGAGGACACCGAGUGUGAGGAAGAUGUGGCCAAGCGGUACGAGUGUGCCAACUUUGGGGAGCAGGGCAUCACUGUGGGCUGCUGGGACCUGUACAGGCAUGAUAUCGACUGCCAGUGGAUCGACAUCACUGAUGUCAAGCCAGGCAACUACAUUCUGCAGGUCGUGAUCAACCCUAACUUCGAGGUGGCAGAGAGCGACUUCACCAACAAUGCCAUGAAAUGCAACUGCAAGUAUGACGGGCACCGCAUCUGGGUACACAGCUGCCACAUCGGCGAUGCGCUCAGCGAGGAGGCCAACAAGCGGUUUGAGCAGUACCCGGGUCAGCUCAACAACCAGAUUUCAUAG